AUGUCGUCUCAUUACACGACUGAACCUCCGGCGACUGCUUUGGUUCUCCUCCAUACUAGUGCAGGCCCUCUAACGAUAUCUCUAUUUGCAAAUCAGACGCCCCUGACUUGCCGGAACUUCCUCCAACAUGUGCUCGAUGAGGACUAUACCAACAACAUCUUCCACCGCGUCUCGCCGGGCUUCGUGAUCCAGACGGGCGAUCCGACGGGAACGGGUGAGGGCGGCCAGAAUAUAUACGAGGACCGAGAAUUCGAGCGCUACGACGAUGACUGGGCGAGGCUGCUUGGACGGGAAAAAGAUGAGAAAAUCAGGUUUGGCGACGAGGUACACAGCCGGUUGAAGUUCAACCGCCGGGGCUUGGUGGGAAUGGCAAAAGGCACUGGCCCCGGUGGUGGCUACGGUACGCAGUUCUUCAUCACCCUGGCAGACUGCAGGGCGCAGCUGGAUGGCAAUUGUACAAUGUUCGGUCGUGUGGAGGGGGAUGGCAUAUACAACAUUGUCAAGAUCGCCGAUGGCGAGCUAGUCGAGGGCACGGAGCGGCCCAUGUAUCCUGAGAAGAUUCUGAGGGCGGAGGUCAUCGAAAUGCCCAAAGGUGACGCAUGGCAAAACAUGCGAAAGAGAGACAAAAUCGCUCAGCGUGUCGUCGAAGCUCCUAGCAAGAAGAAGGUACCGAAGAAGAAGGGUGGGAAGAGCUUACUCAGCUUUGGAGGGGACGACGGUGAUGAUGACGGUGCUAGCGUUGCAGUACGGCCAAAGAAGGCCAAGUUCAAUCCUGCUCUAAUUGACGAUGGACGCGAUCAAGAACCUGAGGCAAAUACAAAACCAAAUGUCGUUGCGAAAAUUCAACCACUGGCUGAGAAGAAGAGACCAAGGUCGCCCUCUCCAACAGAGACAAUUCCACGGAAACGCAAAGCAAGUCCUCAGCCACCUGCUAAAUCCCCAUCGCCAGUCCAGCGGCGAAAACCUUCUUUCCAUGACCCAACUACUCAAUUACCAUUACGCAACCCUGAGUCCCCGUCUCGUUCACCCUCAACGGACGAAACACCUACAACAUCCAAAGCCUCCACACUACAAGCCGAGAUCGACGCCCUCAAAGCGUCAAUGCGGCGGAAUGUUGCUACGACUAACCAGGAAUCAAACCAUAAAAAAUCAGCGCUAGAAUCUCUCAUUCCUGCAACAAGCACACGGGGCCGCAAGCGCCCCCGCCCCGGAGAGAACAACCCAAAGGAGGAUGCGAAUGCAUUAAAGAUGCUCAAUGCAUUCAAGGCACGACUGGAAGCCACCAGCACCAACGGGACAGCUGACCGCAGAACCAGAACCAACGGACAGCAGAAGCAAGGCCCAACCCUGGCCAAGGCGGAACCGCCGCCAGAAGAUGAUGAAGAAGCCACGCUCUGUGACCUGCAUUUCAUCGCCAACUGCCAGUCAUGCUCGCGGUGGGAUGAGACAGGAGAGAAUGCGGAUGAAGACGCGGAUGAUGAUGAGCCAUGGAUGAGCCAUACAUUAUCAUUCGCGAAGGACAGGUUGGGGAAAGAUCUGACCUGGAAGAGGAAGAACGAAGAGGAGCUCGUGGUGAUAGAUCCCCGGGAGAGGGAACGCGACAUCAAGCUGGAAAAGCGCAAAGACAGAGACAAGGGCAAGGGCAAGGAUAGGAGCUGGUAG
Molecule: messenger RNA, 1662 nt
Organism: Exophiala aquamarina CBS 119918
Lineage: Eukaryota; Fungi; Ascomycota; Eurotiomycetes; Chaetothyriales; Herpotrichiellaceae
Exons: 1
Coding region: 1-1662 (553 amino acids)
Biological process (GO): protein peptidyl-prolyl isomerization
Cellular component (GO): catalytic step 2 spliceosome
Molecular function (GO): peptidyl-prolyl cis-trans isomerase activity
Source: RefSeq, a predicted model, not a curated record